Molecule: messenger RNA, 405 nt
Organism: Anisakis simplex (herring worm)
Lineage: Eukaryota; Metazoa; Nematoda; Chromadorea; Rhabditida; Anisakidae
Source: the annotation of a GenBank genome assembly
AUGCGCAGUAGGCCAAGUGGCAUGCACGAGCUUGCUCGCGUUCGACCCCCCAAAGUAAAAAAGUGCCGAGAUCACAUUAAAUCUGUGAAAAUUGAAAAAGUUUCGUUGGGUUUUGCGUUCGGUUUUGGGUGUGUAUGGAGAGGAUUUUGGAUGGAAUUGUGCGUGUGUUUUGAUGAUGAUGAAUCGGGCGAUAGCAAUGCAGCGAUGAUACGUUCAGGUGAGAGGAACGUGGCCGCGGAGACGAUUCAAAGCGAAGCGAUGCGAAGACGUCGUCAAACGUCGUCGUCGACGAGCGAUCAGAACGGUGCUGCCGAUGACGAGGACGAGUGGAACGAGGACGUGCAGCAUAGCAACGUCAGAUCACCUUUGCACAUUACCUACUAUUUAAUUAUCUGUUAUUAUUAG